AUGGGAUUGGAUUAUUAUCCACAAAUUGGAGAAGUUGUAACACAUGAUCAAUGGGUCGAAGACAUUCAUGUUAGGGAACGCAUAGCAAGUGGAAUUACUGAUGUUCUUUUACAUGAAAUUAAGUUGAAUGCGCUUCAAAGAGUUUCCAGGAGUUCGGAAAAUACAUUAGUGGAGAUCGCUCGUUUAAUAGAUAUGACUAUGUAUCAUCUACGUGUGGAUUUUGAGAUCGAAGUUACCAGGUCCGAACGACAAAGCAUAGCCAGUAAAAACCGAAAAGUCAUGCAAAAAACGGGAUCGAGAGGUGAUAAACCUGAUAUCAUGAUUCGCGCUUAUCUUCUUCAAAAAUGGGAAGAACUUGUGUUCUUUGAAAGCGGAAAAUGUGAUGCCAGCGAAGAUAAGAUUAAUCUUGAUCAUAAUAAACUGGUACAGCUAUGUCUGGAUGGAUCUAAAGAGCUUGUAAAGAAAUGUGCGAAAGAAAUAUUUUAUAAAAAUUAUAUAGGAUUCGGUGUCAAUGUUGUAGGUAAGUAUCUUGAGAUUCAUGGAUUAAUAAAGGGAAAAGAGGUAAAAUACCAUCUCCCAGUUGUUAAAGCAAAAAUACCCUUGGGUAAAGAAACGGUUGAGGAAGUAGAAGAGUUCGUUCAUGCAUUAUUGGUUUUGCGAGUGAGUAUUCUUUUAUUAAUGCAAUUUUUUGCACCUUGUGUCAGUUCUGCUGAAAUAUAUGUUUAUCAUGUAAUGCUACUAAUAUAA
Molecule: messenger RNA, 747 nt
Organism: Entrophospora candida
Lineage: Eukaryota; Fungi; Glomeromycota; Glomeromycetes; Entrophosporales; Entrophosporaceae
Source: the annotation of a GenBank genome assembly